This is a messenger RNA of Gastrolobium bilobum, 1551 nucleotides long. Its product is annotated as cytokinin hydroxylase-like. NCBI's taxonomy places the organism in Eukaryota, Viridiplantae, Streptophyta, Magnoliopsida, Fabales, Fabaceae. Bases 1 to 1551 code for a protein of 516 amino acids. Gene Ontology annotation, molecular function: monooxygenase activity; heme binding; iron ion binding. The record is from RefSeq and is a predicted model, not a curated record. The transcript is spliced from 4 exons.
AUGGAGCUUUUAGUGCUAACGGGGGCUCUUAGCUUCGUGACAAUGUUAACUCUCUUCUUGCUCUUGAAACUAACGUUUUGUUGGUGGAUUUUGCCCAUCCAAACACAUCGAAAGCUUAAAAGAUGUGGGUUUGGAGGACCAACCCCAAGUUUUCCAAUUGGAAACAUUCAAGAGAUGAAAAAGAAGAAUAGCGUUAAUGCUUCACUCGGGUACUCAAAACUCACCCAUGAUAUACAUUCCACCGUUUUUCCCUACUUUUCUCGGUGGCAAAUUUCUCAUGGUAAGGUGUUUAUCUACUGGCUGGGGACGGAACCAUUUUUGUACAUUGCAGAGCCAGAGUUCUUGAAGAAAAUGUCCACAAAGGUGAUGGCCAAGAGAUGGGGAAAGCCUAGUGUCUUUAGAAAUGACAGAGACCCCUUGUUUGGGAGUGGUUUGGUCAUGGUUGAGGGCGACGAUUGGGUUCGUCACCGGCAUGCUGUUGCCCCCGCAUUUUCACCUCUUAACUUGAAGACAAUGGCAAGCAUAAUGGUGGAGUCAACGAAGCAAAUGCUAGAGAGGUGGGGCACUCAAAUUAACUGCGGCAACCCUGAAAUCGAUGUGGAGAAAGAGAUAAUAGCAACGAGCGGAGAGAUCAUAGCAAGGACAAGCUUUGGCAUGAAAUACAAAGACGUCAAGGCAGUGUUUGAAAAAUUACGAGCCCUACAAAUAACUCUUUUUAACACCACCCGAUAUGUUGGUGUUCCCUUUGGCAAGUGCUUCAACCUCAAGAAAACCCUAGAAGCCAAAAAACUUGGUAAAGAUAUCGAUAGGAUCUUGUUGUCCAUCAUAACGGCUCGAAUGAAAUCAAUCAAAGGACAAGAUCAACAGGAUUUAUUAGGGCUAUUGUUGCAAGAAAAUCAUCAAGAUGAUGAUGACCAGUUAGGGAAGGCAUUAACAACACGAGAUCUUGUUGAUGAGUGCAAGACCUUCUUCUUUGGUGGCCAUGAGACAACAGCACUUGCUAUCACAUGGACUUUGUUUCUUCUAGCUAUCCAUGAACAUUGGCAAAUCCAGUUGAGAAAUGAGAUAAGGGAAGUGGUGGGUGACAACGAAAUUGAUGUCAAUGUGGUUGCUGGGCUGAGAAAGAUGAAGUGGGUGAUGAAUGAAGUUCUAAGACUAUACCCACCAGCACCGAAUGUGCAAAGGCAAGCAAGAGAAGACAUUAAAGUUGAUGACUUAACAGUGCCGAAUGGAACCAACUUGUGGAUCGAUGUCGUAGCAAUGCACCAUGACCCUGUAUUGUGGGGCAAGGAUGCGAAUGAGUUUAGACCAGAGAGGUUCAUGGAUGAUGUCAAUGGUGGGUGCAACCACAAGAUGGGGUACAUACCUUUUGGGUUUGGAGGGAGAAUGUGUGUUGGUAGGAACUUGUCCUUUAUGGAGUAUAAGAUUGUAUUAACCCUACUCCUCUCUAGGUUUAGUUUCAAACUUUCACAAGGAUAUCAACAUUCUCCUUCUAUCAUGCUCUCCCUAAGACCAACAUGUGGUCUUCCCCUCAUAGUUCAGCCCCUUUAA